AUGGCCGAUGGGGAGGAGACGACCAGCGAAAAUGUGGGAUCUAAGGUAUCUACGCUGGCCGCAGACGCUCAGAAAAUAACCAUCGAUGAAGAUAAACCUUCGACAAGUGUCAGGGGAGAGGAAUUCCAUGAAAAUGUAAAGAGUGUGAAGAUGGCAGACAGUGUGACGAUCAUGGAUGGAGCCACACGGUCAGUAAAAAAUAUAUUACCCGUUUUUUCAUGAAUAAUGUAAUUAUUAUAUAAUUUAAGACAAAUCGAUGCCUUGGAACUUCUGACCAGAGAAGCCGAGGAGCUCAGACGGAAACUUGAGGCCGAACGUCAAAAAUUAAAUGACAUUCCGAGUAAGUAGUUCAGGAGAAUUAUACAACUUUAACUUUAGUACAACAAGCAGCUGAUCGAUUGGAAGCGUUGGGGGCAUUAAAUAUCAAACAACGAAGGGUUCUGAAGGGUCAUGCCAGCAAGGUUUUAUGUAUGGACUGGUCCCAAGACAAGCGACACAUUGUUAGUUCAUCUCAGGACGGAAAAGUAAUCGUCUGGGACGGGUUUACAACCAACAAAGAACAUGCCCUGACCAUGCCCACCACUUGGGUCAUGGCUUGUGCUUAUGCCCCUAGUGGUCAACUGAUCGCCUGUGGUGGUCUUGAUAACAAAUGUUCUGUUGUUCCCCUCAGCUUUGAAGAAGAUAUUCUCCAGAAGAAGCGAUCCGUGGCUACUCAUACCAGUUACAUGUCAUGUUGUACAUUCUUAAGGUCGGAUAAUUUGGUAUGUAUCUCAGGCUUUUCUGUAACUGUCAUUUAGCUCCUAACCGGAAGUGGAGAUUCAACUUGUGCCAUCUGGGAUGUAGAGAGUGGGCAAAUGAUCCAGAACUUCCACGGGCAUUGUGGUGAUGUGUUUGCUGUAGAUAUACCUAAAUCGGAUACGGGUAACAUCUUUAUCUCAGGCGGUGCUGACAGACAUGCCCUUGUAUGGGACAUUAGAACAGGCCAGUGCGUUCAGAGCUUCGACGGUCAUGAAGCAGAUAUCAAUACGAUCAGAUUCCAUCCAAAUGGAGAUGCAUUCGCUACUGGAUCUGACGAUGCUUCGGUAGGUUCAGAACAUUGGCUUACUAACCCCUCCAUUAUGAAGAAAAUAACAAUGAAAUCCCGUUAUAGUGCCGUCUCUUUGACCUUCGUGCUGAUCGUCAGAUCUGUGUUUAUGAAAAAGAAUCUAUCCUCUUCCCCGUGAAUGGUGUCGAUUUCAGUGCAAGUGGUAAGUAAUAUCUCUAUCAUACAAAUCUUUUAUCAGGACGAAUACUAUUCGCUGGAUACGGCGACUACCGAGUAGGAGUGUGGGAUUCCUUAAAAUGUAAUAGACAAAGCAUUCUCUAUGGCCACGAAAAUCGGAUAUCUUGCCUUAGAACUAGUCCAGACGGAACAGCGAUUUGUACUGCAUCAUGGGAUUGCACUAUUAGAGUAAGUGUGCUAUAUUGAAAAACAUAUUAUUCAAUCAGAUUUGGGCAUGA
Messenger RNA from Bursaphelenchus xylophilus (pine wood nematode), 1500 nucleotides. Lineage: Eukaryota; Metazoa; Nematoda; Chromadorea; Rhabditida; Aphelenchoididae. The record is from the annotation of a GenBank genome assembly.